UUUGCAAAGGAAAAACUUAUGGUCAUUCAUUACCUUGAGCAAUCUAAAAGUAUAUGUGGUACAGCAAGAAAAAAAAAAGCCAAUUUUCCUGAGCUUGAAGAAGGUUUGGCAGCUUGGAUAAAGAAACUCGAGAUCAAC
Dentiscutata erythropus is the source of this 138-nucleotide messenger RNA. Lineage: Eukaryota; Fungi; Glomeromycota; Glomeromycetes; Diversisporales; Gigasporaceae. The record is from the annotation of a GenBank genome assembly.